This is a messenger RNA of Zonotrichia albicollis (white-throated sparrow), 4833 nucleotides long. Lineage: Eukaryota; Metazoa; Chordata; Aves; Passeriformes; Passerellidae. The record is from RefSeq and is a predicted model, not a curated record.
AGGACAGCGCUGCCCGCAGCGAGAGCGCCCCAUCCAGGCACACGGACCGACGGACGGACGGACGGAGCUGCAGAAUUCGAAUGCUGCGGAGGAGAGCGUGGGCAGCUGUCAUUUAGAUGUUGAUAUGUAAAGCAAAAUGGCAAAAAUCAACACCCAGCACUCCUACCCUGGUGUACACAGUCUAUCGGUCAGAGCUGCUGAUGAAGAUAUCGAAAGGAUUGAAAAUGGCUAUAUCAGAGCCCAUUCAUUUCGUGAGGAUGCAUCUUCAGAACUGCAGGGAGUCAUUUCUGUGGAGGGAGGACAUGUACCUGAGUCCCAGGCGAGCUCCUUCACUGGCAGGGGAGCAAUGGCAAGGCUGUCCCAGUUUGUGCUGUCUGUGAGGUCCUGGGCCACGAGGCACUCGCGCCGUGAGGACCAAAGGCCCGACUCUUUCCUGGAGCGCAUCCGGGGCCCAGAGCUCGUGGAGGUGUCCACCAGGCAGAGCAACAUCCGCUCCUUCCUGGGCGCCCGGGAGCGGCCCGGGGCAGCCAGCAGUCACUGGCCCUUGGCCAGGUUCAAUGUCAACUUCAGCAACAACACUAAUGAAGACAAAAAGGAAGAAAAGAAAGAGGUUAAAGAGGAGAAAAAAGAGGAAAAGAAAGAGGAGAAAAAAGAGGACAAAAAAGAGGAAAAGAAAGAUGACAAAAAAGAUGACAAAAAAGAUGAUAAAAAAAAGGAAGAGCAGAAAAAGGAGGUAUUUGUGAUAGAUCCUUCAAGCAAUCUGUACUACAACUGGCUGACUGUAAUUGCAGCACCCGUGUUCUAUAACUGGUGUAUGCUAGUGUGCAGAGCCUGCUUUGAUGAGCUACAAAUGGACCAUAUUAAAAUGUGGCUGUUCUUGGAUUAUCUCUCUGAUAUUAUCUAUGUUUUUGACAUGUUCGUCAGGUUCAGAACAGGCUUCCUUGAACAAGGCUUGCUAGUUCAGGAUGAGAAGAAGUUACGAGAACAUUAUACCAAAACUGUGCAGUUCAAACUGGACGUGCUGUCUCUUGUGCCAACAGACCUGGCAUAUAUCAAGCUUGGUUUGAACUACCCCGAGCUCCGGUUUAACCGCCUGCUGAGGAUCGCUCGGCUCUUUGAGUUUUUUGAUCGUACUGAGACCAGGACAAAUUAUCCAAACAUGUUCCGCAUUGGCAAUCUGGUGUUGUACAUUCUCAUCAUCAUCCACUGGAACGCCUGCAUCUACUUUGCGAUAUCGAAGGUGAUCGGGUUCGGAAGCGACACCUGGGUGUAUCCCAACGUGUCCGUGCCGGAGUACGCGCGCCUGUCCCGGAAGUACAUUUACAGUCUGUACUGGUCAACGCUGACGCUGACCACCAUCGGGGAGACACCGCCCCCGGUGAAGGAUGAGGAAUAUCUCUUCGUGGUCAUCGACUUCCUGGUGGGCGUGCUCAUCUUCGCCACCAUUGUCGGGAACGUCGGCUCUAUGAUUUCCAACAUGAAUGCUUCCAGGGCAGAGUUCCAGGCCAAAGUGGAUUCCAUUAAACAGUACAUGCAGUUCCGAAAGGUGACUAAGGAUUUGGAAGCCAGGGUUAUUAAGUGGUUUGAUUACCUCUGGACCAACAAGAAAACGGUAGAUGAGAAGGAAGUUCUCAAAAAUCUGCCUGACAAGUUGAAGGCUGAAAUUGCCAUCAACGUCCAUUUGGACACGCUGAGGAAAGUGCGUAUAUUCCAGGAUUGUGAAGCUGGACUUCUCAUUGAGCUGGUGCUGAAACUGAAACCUACGGUCUUCAGUCCUGGUGACUACAUUUGCAAAAAAGGAGAUAUUGGAAGAGAAAUGUACAUUAUUAAAGAGGGAAAAUUGGCUGUGGUGGCGGAUGAUGGUAUAACCCAAUUUGUAGUCCUAAGCGAUGGCAGCUACUUUGGUGAAAUCAGCAUCCUAAACAUCAAAGGUAGCAAAUCUGGCAACAGGAGGACAGCCAACAUUAGGAGUAUUGGUUAUUCUGAUUUGUUCUGCUUGUCUAAGGAUGAUUUAAUGGAAGCCCUCACAGAAUAUCCAGAUGCCAAAAAGGCUCUGGAAGAGAAAGGACGUCAAAUUCUGAUGAAAGACAAUUUAAUAGAUGAGGAGGCAGCAAAAGCGGGAGCUGACCCAAAAGACUUGGAAGAAAAAAUAGGACGACUUGAAGUAGCUCUGGAUACGCUGCAGACUAGGUUUGCAAGGCUCAUGGCAGAAUACACUGCAUCUCAACAAAAGGUGAAACAGAGACUUGCCAGAGUAGAAACCCGAGUAAAAAAAUACGGUAGUGGCAGCUUAUCAAUUGCAGAAGCAGAGGCUGAAAAACCUGAGGAGGAGAAAAAGUAAUGGAGUAUUUAUAUUUCCUCAUUUAUUGGAGAAGGUUGAAGCACUGAAAGCCAUAAAUGUAUGUAAAUAUGUGUGUGCAUACAUAGACAUAAUUAUUUUUAUAUGAACUCAAGAGAAUGGUUUUUAGCAUUUUUAACUGAAGCAGUAUUUUCUUGUAAACAGAACACUGUCACCUUCUUCUUGGGGGGAGAUUUGGUCCAGCACUUGGUACUUUUUUGUACUGAGAGUGGGCUUCUUACAAGUCAUGCUCAGAAUGUCUGCUGUGUUUGGUACCUGUAGGUCUUGACACAUUGUCUCUUCCUGCACAUCAUGCGUUAAGAAGGCAUUGUAUUUGAAGUAGAAGAGAUUAAAUUUUUCCUUUUUAAGAGCUUAAAAAAUGUUCAUAGGGUACCCUGCUCUAACUUGCUACUUUAGUAGCUGAUUAAAUGCAUGGAUGGAUGUCUGGGUUUCUCAAAAUUUUUGUUCUUUCACAGUCUGUGCAGACAGUUGGACAACAGCUAAGCAGUGUCAGGUACCUGGCCAUUGCAGUGCACCCUGCACGUGUCUGAAACAGCCGUGUGCUCAAUGCUUUAGUGUGAUUCUCUCUGAUGAGCUGGGCUCUGCACAAAGGACCAUGCUGACCGAGUAGCAGUGCUCAUUCAUGUCCCUUCUGGCAGGGUCUGUGACAGCCUUUGCUGCUCUGCAAUUGCUUCGCCAGGGGAGAGAGCGGGGAAUGCUCCCUUGUGGAUUUUUAGCCCAGUUCCAUCAGCACUGCUAAAACCCUUGCUUGGAAAGGAGUCCCCCUAAGGGUGAUACAGUUUCACCAAACCUGGGAGGAGAAAAGAGGGCUCUGGUGUGUGCAGCUCCCCUGUGUAGGGUGCUGAGUGAACUCCCUGGCAAGUGGGCAGUCCCGAGGGACUGCCUGAGCUACUGAGAAAUCCCAUGGACUGGCAGGGCAGGCUGUCACUGCCUGCCAGGCAGCUUGCUCCCACAACAGGUUUUCUGCAAGGCAAGGAGAACAAGCCCUGUGAUGCAAAGUCAUUCUGGUCACUUAGGCCUAUGUUUUCUUCCUUUUUAUUUUUUCUGAGGAUGUCUACUCCAUCUCCCUGUGCUGUUUGCUGCCAUCUUUUCUCCAAAGUAGUUGUCACACUACCUUGUUUCUAUUAGUUGGGGAGAAUGCAGAAGGUACUAGCUUUCAUUUUUUGCUGUACAGUAUUUUGCUGUCAUGCAACUUCCCCAAUGUUACUUUAAUCCUCCUGUAUCUCACUGGCUUUUGGAAAGUGUGGAAUAGCAGAGGCUGUUCAGCAUUUAUGGCGUGGGAUCCUCCAGUGGCAUUAGGUAUUACUAUGGGCAGUGCUCUGACUUUAGUUGUCCUCAGGCCUGAGUUAUGACAGCAUCUGGGAUCAAUGGCCGGUUGGAAAAUUGGUGAGGAGCCUGCUGAGAAGAGGGUGGUUUAACUGGGUGACAGCGGAAUGAAAAGUGACAGUUUUGCUAAACUGAGUACAACUGCUUAGAGUAAGUCCUCGUCUCCAGGCAAGCAGCUGUUCCCUUCUAUUGACACUUUUGAGCCUGGUGAGGGAGACAAAUCUGUCAGUGAUUAAAGAAUGGAGCUUUGCCAGCAACUCUGGCAAAGGGACAACUGGGUGGUAAUGUCCACACAUGGCCCUUGUCUAAACUCCUGUUAGUGUUAGCCUAGAAGCCAGCUAUGCUUAUGGAUCUUCCCUAGAUUGGGCUUAACCUCUAUUAUCAAUAUAUCCACUGAUUGUAAUAAGUAGUUUGGAAAACAGUCAGUGUCUCUUUGUGGCCAGUGGCACUCAGGAGUAUUGGUUCAUCAGCUGAAUCUUGGCCUUAUCUUCUUUAAGGGCUUGAGAGAAACAGGGGAGCUCUGAGAGGCUGUUUUUGGCAGGGUGUAGUGCCCUUGGUCCCACCCAGGGGCAGGCAGGGCUGCAAUGGAGCUGGGCUCACUGCAGGGUGCCCCUGUGAGCGCAGCCAGGGCUGUCACAGGCUGCUCAACUUCCCUUUGUGACAGAGCCGGGUACCACACUCGCCUUGGCUGACACUCACUGGUGUGACUCAAACCACAUGUAUGUGGUAGGAGUUUCAUGCAUAUUGACAUGUUCUCCAUCAUUCUCUGUAAAUACCCAACAGAGCACAGCUGUUCCAGCCCACUAGGUAUGUAUGAGUAAAACUGUUCAAAGUACCCUUUAUACCAAAUUUAUACCUGUUUAAAAACCCUAAAAACCACAGGACUGCAUCUUUACCUGGUGGAUCAGAACAGCCUCAUCUAUCAGUUAAAUACAUGUUUGCUUUUCCCUUUCCGUGCCUCUUGAUCUGGUUUUCAUACACCAGAAAAAGAGCAUUUUGAUGCUAUUGGCUUCAGUCACUCUGAAACAUACAGCUUCUGGCAUGAUGAAAUCACAUCCUUUGGCAUCUUUCAUCUCUGUAAGAUGUUUUUUUCCUCUUCUUUAAUGUGGCUAAAGCAUGUACAUUAAAAUAUUUUGAGUAAUGUUCAA